Messenger RNA from Coniosporium apollinis CBS 100218, 1065 nucleotides. RefSeq lists its product as uncharacterized. NCBI's taxonomy places the organism in Eukaryota, Fungi, Ascomycota, Dothideomycetes. Bases 1 to 1065 code for a protein of 354 amino acids. The transcript has 5 exons. The record is from RefSeq and is a predicted model, not a curated record.
AUGACUUCGGCAUUCGAUCCAGCGAAGCACCUUGCAUUCACUCCGCCCUCGCAGAUCAUCAAGAUGAAGGACCUCGGUUUCUCGGAAACCGUAGGUGUCUCCCCAGUCGCAGUCUCUGAGCCUUUCCAGAUGUUCUCGUCGGAGGCGAUACAACAGAUGCGAGCAGAGAUCCUCAAGCCGGAGGUCAUGGAGCAGUGCAACUACCGCAGCAACAUCGCAGCCUGCCAGUUGCGAGGGUAUUCGAGCAGAUACGCACCAUUCAUUCACGACGCUUGGACCCACCCAGAUACACUGGCUAUUGUCUCAAAGAUUGCCGGUGUAGACCUUGUACCUGUCAUGAACUUUGAGAUUGGCCAUAUAAAUAUCUCUGUCAAAACAGAAGAGCAAUCCAAGAGUGAGCUUGCUGCGAUUGCAAGGCAAAAGCGUCUUUUUGCGGACGACGAAGGCAUUGCAGGAUGCCCUUGGGAGGACGACAGGCCUGUCGUUGGCUGGCACACCGACAGCUAUCCUUUCGUGUGUGUGCUGAUGCUGAGCGACUGCACGAAUAUGGUUGGUGGAGAGACCGCACUCCAGACAGGCUAUGGUGACAUUCUCAAAGUCCGGGGACCGCAGAUGGGCUGUGCAGUUGUUCUCCAGGGGCGUUACAUUACACACCAAGCGUUGCGGGCUCUGGGGGCACAGGAGCGCAUCACAAUGGUGACAUCGUUCCGUCCUCGUUCGGCGCACAUUGCGGAUGACACUGUGUUGACCUCAGUGAGGCCGAUCUCUGAUCUCUCGGAGCUGUAUUACGAGUUUGGCGAGUAUCGUAUGGAAAUCCUGGAGGAGCGCCUUCGAGCGAAGCUGAAACACCUGCGAGAACGGCGGCAAGCCGGCAAGAAGCUGGAUACGAAGGACUUCAAGAAAUUCCUUGCGGAGCAGGAGGCUUUCCUCAAACACAUGAACAACGAGAUGUUAGAAGAGGAGAAGGUCGCGGUCGGUUACAUAGACGAGAUUGUGGUCCCCGAGGUCAAGGUUGGGGAAGAGCUUCAGACAGGCCGUUCAGUCAAGAGGGCCCGGAACGAAUGA